Messenger RNA from Nilaparvata lugens (brown planthopper), 1321 nucleotides. Its product is annotated as TM2 domain-containing protein CG10795. NCBI's taxonomy places the organism in Eukaryota, Metazoa, Arthropoda, Insecta, Hemiptera, Delphacidae. The transcript has 5 exons. Bases 122 to 685 code for a protein of 187 amino acids. The record is from RefSeq and is a predicted model, not a curated record.
UUCAUUCCCCAAAUAUUUAGACUUGCCUCCUCAGUAGUAUCCAUACAUUCUAAAUGUAUUUUUGUCUACUUUCAACAAAAGUGAUUGUACUUUAUAAACCCUGUAAUUUUAUUCUUCAACUAUGAUCAUAAGAGUAGUAUUUGCAGCAAUAAUUGUGUUCUCAUCAAUUCUACUCUCAGACGAAACAACCGUGCCUUAUCUAACUGAUUGCAGUAAGCUGAGACUCGGUCAAUACAUCUGUCCUCAUCCAGAUUAUGAAUUCAUUGAUCCAAAAACACAGCAACCAAAAGGUUGUACAAAAGAAAACAAGGCAAAAGUUUAUUGUAAAGCGGCAGAUGGCAUCAUUUGUACCAAAUCAAACAAUUCAACAUUUCAAAAGGAUAUUCCAUGCAAAUGGACGAACGGUUACUCGUUCGAAACGGCCCUGCUACUAUCCAUCUUCCUGGGCAUGUUCGGCGCGGACAGGUUCUACCUGGGCUACCCGGCCAUCGGCCUCCUCAAGUUCUGCACGCUGGGUUUCAUGUUUUUGGGCCAGCUAGUAGACGUCAUCCUCAUCGCCACGCAGGUUGUGGGUCCGGCUGAUGGAUCCAACUACGUCAUCCCUUACUACGGAGCUGGCAUCCAAAUGAUCACUAGCAACAAUUGUACCUACAGACUUACCCAGGAUGAAUAUCUGCUGCAUUGAGUAACGGUGAUUUCUGCUGCAUUGAGUAACGGUGAUUUCUGCUGCAUUGAGUAACGGUGAUUUCUGCUGCAUUGAGUAACGGUGAUUUCUGCUGCAUUGAGUAACUGUGAUUUCUGCUGCAUUGAGUAACGGUGAUUUCUGCUGAAUUGAGUAACGGAGAUUUCUGCUGCAUUGAGUAACAGUGAUUUCUCCUGCAUUGAGUAACUGUGAUUUCUGAUGCAUUGAGUAACGGUGAUUUCUGCUGCAUUGAGUAACUGUGAUUUCUGAUGCAGUGAUUAACGGUGAUUUCUGCUGCAUUGAGUAACUGUGAUUUCUGAUGCAUUGAGUAACGGUGAUUUCUGCUGCAUUGAGUAACGGUGAUUUCUGCUGAAUUGAAUAACGGUGAUGGUUUCAACUGGUCAAACCUGGAUUCCCUCAUGUCAAGGAACGUGCCCGGUAUAGUGAAUUCGUAUGGUUUCAAUUCAACAUCGUAUAGCAAACAUCAAUGAUCAAAAAAUGUGUCAUUAGGACUCAUGGAAUAGUUAUUUGUGCAACUAGAGCGCAAAGUGACAGUUUGCUGCACCGAAAGAAACGUUUACGCCCAAGCCGUAGGCGAGGGCGGAAUGGUUUCUUGAGUGCAGCAGAGGAACUUUGCGC